UCUUCCACCAUUUUUCCCUAAAAUCCCCAAUAUAUGAAGAUUUAGGGUUUUCGAUUUGGUCCCGGAGUUCUCUGUUGGAUCUGCUAGGAAUUCUUUGUUAGGGUACCAACCCUAGACUAAGCUCCAUCAGAAUCGUAUAAUUCGGAAGCAAUUGAGACAUGGGUGAUCAUGAUGAGCUUCCUUUCGUGGGGAAUGUGAAUCAAGAUGAGUUUGUUUAUCCUUGGACCGUUAUAAUUAAGAAACCUUGUACCAGUGAUUUGGGUAAUGACAGGAAUUAUGUCGAAGAAUGUGGGAUGGGGUUACAUAGCAAGUUGGUAUUAGGACAUGGGUUUACACAUAUAAAAGUUCAUCCUUUAUGGAAUCAACAAGAUCAUUCGUUAAGUUUUUUUGUCCGAUUCAAGAAAGACUUGUCUGGUUUCCACUAUGCAACAUCUUUGGCAAAAUCGUUUGAAUUGAAUGGUCGCGGAAAGAAGGAUUGGUUUGGAGAAGGUGAGAAGACGAGUCGUCUUUAUGGAUGGAUGGCAGUAGAGGAUGACUACAUGACUGAAGGUGUAAUUGGUGAAUACUUGCAUCAACUUGGGAAACUCCAAACAGUUGCUGGAAUUUUGUAUGAAGAGGUCAUGGAGAAAAACCGGAUACUUAAAAAGAUUGAGUGCAUGUAUAAUGAGACCAGUUUAAGAUUCUCGAACCAGAUGGAUAAGAAUGAUAGACUUGAGCGGAAACACAGCGAUGAGUUAAGAGAGAUGCAACAGGAGCACGACGAGAUGAAGUCAGCAUUAGAUACUCAAAGGAAGGAACUCGAGUUUUGUAGAUCAGAAUUGGAAAAGCACAAGGCUGAGAUUGAAACCGUGAAAAAAUAAUUUUGGAGAAAUCAAGGUUGGGACAACAUUGACGCAUCUCUUAGAAAAUUGACGCAUCUCUUAGAAGAACCCGAGUGUUGUUCAUUGAUUCAUGUUGUCUAGUAUCUUUUUUUUUUGUUGUUCUCUGCCUUUUUUGUUCAUUGAUUCAGUUGUCCAACACAGUUCAAAGAUGAGUAUAAAAUAUCUUAGCUCACAUUGAUGAAGUGUUCACUAUGUUGAUGCUUAUGUACGUUGUUCUAAAAAUUACGUCGUGUUUAGGUUGUCACUGUUGAAUACUCAGAUUGCGCGAAGUCUGGCAUUUUUUAUUUCUGUAUCCAGUUGUCUGCUGUUGAUAAGUUAAUAUCUGAAAAUUGCAAUGUUUAAAGUCAUGGGAGGUAAACUAUGGGCUAGGCCUAAUUUGGGAA
Messenger RNA from Papaver somniferum (opium poppy), 1264 nucleotides. Its product is annotated as protein INVOLVED IN DE NOVO 2-like. Lineage: Eukaryota; Viridiplantae; Streptophyta; Magnoliopsida; Ranunculales; Papaveraceae. The record is from RefSeq and is a predicted model, not a curated record. Gene Ontology annotation, biological process: gene silencing by siRNA-directed DNA methylation. The transcript has 4 exons. Bases 159 to 860 code for a protein of 233 amino acids.